AGAAUUUAUAACUUAGAAAUUUACCAAAAAUGCCAAUCUUUUACGCUUUAAUUGUCCGUGAGAAGAAGACUGUUUUGUGCGAGUUCACAGAUUAUGCUGGAAAUUUCCAACAAAUCACAAGACAACUCUUCCCCCAUAUCGAGAAGAACAAGAAGAAAAGUUUCCAGACGAAUGAGUACUUCUUCCACUGUAUUGAUGACGAAGGGAUCUCUUUGAUGUGCAUGGCUGAUGAAGAAACCCAGAGAAAUGUCGCAUAUGCAUUCCUAAUGGAUCUUAAAUAAAGCUUUCUACAACAAAUUCAGCCUGCUAGAUAUCCAGAAUGCUCGCAGCUACGAACUGGAGUUUUCAGACGAAAUUAAGAAGAAAAUGGAAUUCUUUAACGAGAAGGGAAUUGGAUUUGACACUAAGUCUGAAGAAGUUCUGAGAGAUCUCCAAAGUGUAAAAGAUGUCAUGGUUCAAAAUAUGGAGAAACUACUUGAAAGAGACUUUAAAAUUGAUGUUGCACUUGCCAAAGCAAGGGACAUUAACCAGUACUCGCUUACUUAUAAGAAGCGAGCAAGGCGGUAUAAUGCAUUCCAGAAGAGAAGAAUGAUAUGGAUUACUCUCAUCGGCAUCGUGGUCCUUGCCAUUAUUAUUCUUGCCAUUGUCUUAAUUGCUUGCGGAGGAUUUAAGUGAGGUGGCUAA
Messenger RNA from Moneuplotes crassus, 684 nucleotides. The record is from the annotation of a GenBank genome assembly. Lineage: Eukaryota; Ciliophora; Spirotrichea; Euplotida; Euplotidae.